AUUACGACCAAGAAAAUAAAGAGAAUCUUUGUCCCACGACCUCCCACUCUGUAUGGACUUUUCUGUUUUUAUCAUGCUCUGAGUCUCUCUCUACUUCGACGAAGCCUUUCGAUCGCCGGUAUGCUUCGCAGGCCUACGACGGCAGUCACGGACGUGCAUGAGUGGGGUUUUUCUGGGGUUUUUCCUAUCAUUUCUGAUCGUUGAUCUGCCUCUGUUUAAUAGUUUUGAUUGAUCGUUGAUGGGUUCGUUCGUAUCUGUUUGUUCUGGGUUUCUUGUUUAAAUACAACCAUAAUUGGAUACUAGGGUUUAAACUAGCUGCUGUGUGAAUAGUUCUUCCUUUGUCUGAAGCCAAACUUCUCAUGCCAAAAGCCUGUUGACAGCAAAAUCGUUUCGAGCUGUGAGCUUUGAGGAUCCUAUCAUGGAUAGCGAUAAAGAUGUUGGCAAUGACUCCGACUCUUUUGUCAUUGUGAGCAAUGCCAAUUCUGUGUGCAGUGAUUCUGAAAGUGUCGUGGGUACUGAUUCCGAAAAUUAUGUCAUUGUGAGUCCUAAAAACAAUGUGGCUACCGAUUCGGGAGAAGAACUAUUUGUUGGAAGCACACAACAAUCAAAGAAUGUGGAAAAGGACGCAUAUGUGUGUUCUGACUCUGAUUGUGGUGAGAGCACUUAUUCUGAAGAAGUUCUAUCUGAUGAAAGCGAACAACAUUUGAAGGAAGUGGAUAAUGAUAGUUAUCUGAGUACCGAUUCUGAAGUCUAUCUAUUUGACGAAAGCGAACAGCAGUUGAAGAAUGUGGAUAAUGAAAGAUAUAUGAGUACUGAUUGUGUAGAAGAACCAUCUGAUGGAUUCAGAAAACAGUUGAAGAUUAUGGAUAAUCAACAUUACAUGGAUACUGUACUCCCUGGGAAACAGUUGAAGAUGAGGCAUUGUUCUUGUGAGUUUCACAUAUCCAUGCAAAAGAGUCGGUCGUGCACAUGAUUGUUUUGAAGUUCCCCAUGACGAAAAGCUUUAUAAUAAGAAAAUGGACAUCAGUGAUGUUGCAAUGGAGAAUGUUCUUCCUUUCCUCCCUGCGAAAAUGCUGUGCAGGUUGAGAACUAAUUCUUUAAAAUCAAUUUCUAAUUGAAUA
Molecule: messenger RNA, 1121 nt
Organism: Malus domestica (apple)
Lineage: Eukaryota; Viridiplantae; Streptophyta; Magnoliopsida; Rosales; Rosaceae
Source: RefSeq, a predicted model, not a curated record